GCUGUCCGACUUCAGGCGAGCUUUUUGAGACCUCCCCCGGCUGCGAUCGGCUAUUCUCGUCUACUUUCGAGGCGAGCCGCAGCUCGUCUCAAACAAGCCUAUUAACAUGGCGAAGACUUACGAUGACUUGUUUCAACUACUUUUAAUCGGCGAUUCAUGCGUCGGAAAGACCUGUGUGCUAUUCAGAUUUUCAGAAGAUGCCUUCUCCUCUUCGUUAAUCUGUACUAUAGGUAUUGAUUUCAAGAUCAGAACAAUAGAAUUAGAUGGCAAGAAGAUCAAGCUACAUAUAUGGGAUACAGCAGGACUCGAGCGGUUCAGGACCAUCACGACAGCCUACUACAGAGGAGCCAUGGGCAUCAUGUUAGUGUAUGACAUAACCAAUGAGAAGUCCUUUGAAAACAUCAAGAACUGGAUACGGAAUAUCGAAGAGCAUGCUUCAGCCGAUGUGGAGAGGAUGGUCCUUGGGAACAAAUGUGACGUCAACGACAAGCGACAGGUGUCCAAAGACCGAGGGGAGAAGCUGGCGCUCGAGUACGGUAUCAAGUUCAUGGAGACGAGCGCAAAGGAGAACAUCAACGUGGAGAAUGCCUUCUUAACCCUCGCCAGAGACAUCAAAGUGAAAAUGGACAAGAAGCUGGAGGGAAACAACCCGCAGGGCAGCAGUCAGGGAGUGAAGAUCACAAAACAGCCGAAGAAGAACAGCUUCUUCCGCUGCUCGCUGCUGUGAGGAGACGAGAGUCGGCAUCCACCAUCGCCUUAACGGAGUCCCACUGGACACAACUGGACAGAGCACACUCACCUCUUACCUUCCUUCACUUCGUCUUCCUCUCUUCUCUCCAUAUUAGGAAAAACAAAAGUGUAUCGCUCCCUUGACAACUGUGAAUCUAACUCCUGUGGCCUCCAUUAGUAAAUCUGUGUCUCUUUUUGUACGGUUGCUAAUUAGAUUCAUACGUCUUGAGAUUUUAUUGCCUUUUUUAAAGACUUCUUGUGAGACGAUCAAACCACUUUACUGCUCAUGAUAAUGUCUCCUCCUCUCUCGUUGAAGUCUUAUUUAUUCGAUCCUUAUCACUUAAAGUAGCCCAGAUUAUACCUCCAGAAAAGACUUACUAUUCCAUAUGGGCUUCCUUAUUCUGAAUAUAAUCAUCUGUCAAAUAUAUAUAGUCAGUGUUUCCCCUAUAUACAAAUAGUGGCGGCGCAGCACCGCUGCUGAAAUAUGUGCGCCGCUGCUAGGGGGUGCCAGCCAGGUACCCAAAAAAAAAAAAAAAAAAAAGAUUAUUUUUUACUUUUUUAUUUUUUAUUAAAAUAAUAAUAAG
Molecule: messenger RNA, 1313 nt
Organism: Trematomus bernacchii (emerald rockcod)
Lineage: Eukaryota; Metazoa; Chordata; Actinopteri; Perciformes; Nototheniidae
Product: ras-related protein Rab-8A-like
Exons: 8
Coding region: 107-727 (206 amino acids)
Biological process (GO): regulation of exocytosis; Golgi vesicle fusion to target membrane; protein localization to plasma membrane
Cellular component (GO): trans-Golgi network transport vesicle; endosome; plasma membrane
Molecular function (GO): GTPase activity; GTP binding
Source: RefSeq, a predicted model, not a curated record